Messenger RNA from Purpureocillium takamizusanense, 1844 nucleotides. RefSeq lists its product as uncharacterized. The record is from RefSeq and is a predicted model, not a curated record. The transcript has 5 exons. Gene Ontology annotation, molecular function: DNA-binding transcription factor activity, RNA polymerase II-specific; zinc ion binding; transcription cis-regulatory region binding. Gene Ontology annotation, biological process: positive regulation of transcription by RNA polymerase II. Gene Ontology annotation, cellular component: nucleus. Bases 232 to 1689 code for a protein of 485 amino acids. NCBI's taxonomy places the organism in Eukaryota, Fungi, Ascomycota, Sordariomycetes, Hypocreales, Ophiocordycipitaceae.
CCACCAGACCGCCGUCAACGGUCUCUUCAACCGGCCGGCCCACGAAUGGCAACUUCUGCCGAGAGCGCAUAUCCCGCCAGAUGCCGUUUUGACUAAAAGACAAUUCAUUGAUUUGCCACGACCAAACGACACCGCCGUCGUCCUGCUGAGCAAUGAAGCCGACCCGGAGCUGCGGGACAUGUCGAGGUGCGGCCACAGCCCGCCUUUAGCCGUUUCGAGCUCGACUCACGAAUGAGUUUAGAUCGCAGGGUUCUCUGCGACAGGACCGUCCCCGUCUGUCAACGAUGUGUCCAGUCGCGCCGUAGAUGCGCGGGCUACGGCCUGCAGCUGUCCUGGCCGGGCAGCAAGAGGCGGACGCGCAGCAAGCCCGAGUCCGCUCCAUGGCGCGGCGGUGCUUCAGGACCGCUCGCCCGGGUCCAGUGGCUGCACACUUCGUUUGCCGACUUGGCGAUGCACUAUCACCUCGCUGAUGCCGGCCCAUAUGGUGCCAAAGUACGGUGGAAGUCGAGCUUCGUCCACGCGGUCCCGCUGCCAACUGCGAGCCGUGCGUUGUGGACGCCUUUUAAGCUUGAUGACGAGCAAACGACGUUGUUCCAGUAUUUUGAGGCAGUGACCUCCCGUUCGCUUCCAACUUUCGGCUACGAGCCAGGUGUCCUUUGCAGUGUCAUCAUGCCAAUGGCCAUGUCUGACAAUUCGCCUUCGUCAACAGCCGUUCUGCUGUCCUUGCUUGCGCUGGCCGCCCUGGAUCGCGAUGGGCUUCAACGCAGGUCGAUCAGUCUAAAACUCCAGGCGCUGAGUGCCCUGAGGGUUUCCGUUCUGAGCCCUAGCAGCACCAUGGACCUCGUGAGGCACGUGGCCGCCGGCAUGCUGCUAUGCUCUUACGAGAUUCAUAGCAAGACGCGGGCUUCUGGCCACUGGCUGUGGUACCUCUGCGGUGCCCAGACUAUCAUCAAAGCGGGCCGCCUCGAUCGCCCGAAUCGGGACGGCAGUGUCACUCUUCUCCUGGGAUGGACGCAAUACUACACGACCAUGGCGCGAUUCAGCCUGCGCCACUGGGUGCGCAGCGAGACCAGGGAAUUCGCAUUUGCUAGAGAUGUUGGCUACCACGAUACCAUGCCCCCAGUCUGCAAAACAUUGCCGGUCGGGGAUCUAGAGGACACACCGCACAAGUUACUCGAUUUGCUUGGAAGGGCAAUUGAUACGGUCGUAGAGCCGACGAAGCCGCACCAUCACUCCCAAGGCUACCGACAGGACGUGGAGCUUCUUGGAUCGGCCCUCACGAGCGGCCGAUUUGCGGACAGCAGCGGGAAAGCCGACGACAUGGAACUAUUCAGGCUGGCCAUCUUGGUAUAUCUGCACCGUGCCGCGGAGCCCAUCUUGGGUCAUCCAGAGAAGCUCGCGGACUGUAUCGCCCGUGCGUUCGAGGCCUUGGCUCACAUAGACGGAUACCGGUAUCCAUUUGCUUUGCUUAUCUUCGGACACGAGGCGCGGACCGAUGAGCAGAGGAUGACAGUCCUAAGACUCAUCGGAAAGACGCGGGAGACGUCUCCAGCGGACUCCCUGGCAAGCGUCGGAAGGAUUGUUCGGUUCUUGUGGGUGCACGAUGACCUCAUGGACGGGGGACAAGACUAUCUCGGCAAGCUAAGUGCUGCCAUCAGCUCUGCUUCAGCUUUGCCGUUUCUUGUCUAAGGAGCUGUGUGCGGAUGGCACGGAGCAAGUAUUGGCGAAAAAAACAUAGGCUGUCAGGGACACUGCGGCGCGCAGUUACUGGGAUUUUACAUGUAUGAUCAUGACCUAAUGCGGCGUCGUGCCGCUCCAGUUGUGGCAUACACGAAGCAGGACCC